CACAACGGCAAUCUGUCACCUAUCCGCAGAUUGCCUCACUGUUCUCGGCUUGUCCAUAACUAUGGUCCGGAGGAAUGGAGAAACAUGGACGUGACGGAGUGAUACGACGGAGGACGCGCACGGAUUCGGAGUGGAAUUAUAAGAGUCCCCGCCGCGGCGCUCUUCUCCCCUGCCUUCCCGCGUAACACCGUUCCCUGGAUGUGACGGAGGGACGUUCCAGUAAUCUUCGUAGCCGGACGAGAAGACGACGAGGCGGCCUGAAAUCGAGCAAGCGUCGCUGGCAGUGGAGCUCACCAGGGCUCAUGUGAGAGGAGGCCAUGGGAAGUCAGGGCAGCCCGGUGAAAAGCUACGACUACCUGCUCAAGUUCCUGCUGGUAGGCGAUAGCGACGUGGGCAAGGGCGAGAUCUUGGACAGCCUGCAGGACGGCUCGGCUGAAUCGCCCUACGCAUACAGCAGCGGCAUCGACUAUAAGACCACCACCAUUCUUCUGGAUGGCAGGAGGGUGAAGCUGGAGCUUUGGGACACAUCAGGACAGGGACGUUUCUGCACCAUUUUCCGCUCAUACUCGCGUGGCGCUCAGGGUAUCCUGCUGGUGUACGACAUCACCAACCGUUGGUCCUUCGACGGCAUCGACCGGUGGAUCAGAGAGAUUGACGAGCACGCGCCUGGCGUUCCGCGCAUCCUGGUGGGCAACCGCCUGCACCUGGCCUUCAAGCGGCAGGUGCCCACCGAGCAGGCGCGGGCCUACGCCGAGAAGAACGGCAUGACCUUCUUCGAGGUGAGCCCUCUGUGCAACUUCAACGUCAUCGAGUCCUUCACUGAGCUGUCGCGCAUCGUCCUCAUGCGCCACGGCAUGGAGAAGUUCUGGAAGCCCAACCGAGUGUUCAGCCUGCAGGACCUGUGUUGCCGAGCCAUCGUGUCGUGCACGCCGGUCCACCUCAUCGACAAGCUGCCGCUGCCCGUGGCCAUCAAGUCCCACCUCAAGUCUUUCUCCAUGGCCAACGGCAUGAACGCCGUCAUGAUGCACGGACGCUCGUACUCGCUGGCCAACCCGGCCGGCGGCUCCAAGGGCAACAGCCUCAAGCGCUCCAAGUCCAUCCGGCCCCCGCAGAGCCCCCCGCAGAACUGCACGCGCAGCAACUGCAAGAUCUCCUAACUGCUACUUCCCACCCCCACCACCCCCCGGGGAACGACAGCCAGCGGGGUGACCGACUGGCCGGCCUGGGAAGCUUUGACGCUGGUCAGGGCGCAGUCCCAGGAGAAGGAGUCCAAGAUUUUUGAGUGUCCCGCUGCUACUACCGAAACCACGAGUCACGUGAGAGACAAACAAGGAGUUUUCUCCUCCUGUAUAGACAGAGGCACUCAUGAAGUGUCUCUGUAUUUUUUUACAUUUUAUUUUUUUUCUUCACAAGUCAUCUUUUCUUGAUUCUCAAGCUCAAUAAGCUACAAGUUGGCACACUUUGGAAAUGGCCUCCCACACUAGCACAUUUCGCCUAGUGACAUACGCUCACGCACACACACACACUCACACAAGUAUUUUCAUGCGCUCUUGGAACCCUCUCCGGACUGGCGACACACGCACACGCAUACACGUUCCUCUUAAAAACAACCGUCGUCACAUACAGAACAACUGGAAAAAAAAAACGGGAUGCUGAAUUGACUCCGUUUUAUUUCAUCAAGUGGUUGCACGCAAUAAAAUGGUCUGUCUCCAGGUACAUUUUUUGAGGUCGAUGUAGCAUCUUCUGAAAAAGAUUUUCUGGAUCAAGAUGAUUUUAUUGCGUUCAACCACUUGAUGAAAUAAAAUGGAGUGAAUUCAACACCCCGUCACACACACUGUACACGCCACACGCACUCAAUCUCCAUUCAUGUGACACAUACAGUUCACAUUGACAUGUUCCUCACUUACUCCUCUGCCACCAUCUCAUACACUUGACACGCACUCAAUGCACACACUUGUGUCGUCGCCUCGGAAGCUCGUACACUUCUCACAUACUGGAGCGCCUCGUUGUACUUUCCUUUGCACAUCAACAAGCGGCUGUCUCGCGAUUGGAGCUAAACGCAACAAGUCCCGGCUUGCUCCAGGUCCUGACCUGUGACUAGCAGACUUCGUUAGCGUGUCUGAAAAUGGAACGAUCGGAUGCAUCAAACCUGGUUUUUGUUCUGUGCAUCACCCGCUUGUUGGCGUGAAAAGUAACUGUUUACGGUCCCUCACACUUGGAUCUAACUUGACACUAGCGAAGGACUCUUUUCCUUGAUUUCUCUUCAUUUUGUACACUUGGACUUGCCUACUACUACUAGCACUCGGGCUCCAUUUUAGAUCACAACACUUGGCUCCCGUUCGUUCCACGUGGCUUCCUACCUCCCCCAAUUAUGGCUAAUAUGAUCUCGUGUCAGGGGUGCGAAAGAGGUAUGGGGUUGUCCUUGUGUGACGGAUUUUUAAAUAUGUUGCGCGAAGAUGCCUUUCAGCCACAUGAAAUUUUUACUACGGCAUUUAAAAAAAAAAAAAAAAAACAACCAAAUCUCACCAGGGACCCGAUCCGCUUCGAAGGAUGUCAUUAUCCGUCAUAUUGUGUUUUUAAAAUAUUUAUAUUAUGGUGUCAGCCACAGUUACAUUGACACGGUUAUCGGUUGAUGUGGGACGGCUGCAGUCCUGCGACGCACAAGUUCAGCAUCCGUCAGCCAAAAUGUGGAUCAUUGUUCUCCAAAGUCAAAACAGAUGUUUGCAAAAGACUUAUUUUGAUUCUGCUUUUAGAGGGUUAUUUACUGUUGAGAGGCUCAAAUUGUGAGGAUUUGGACAAUUUUAAAGUUUGCUCGACAUGAUUAAUCCAUGAUCCAAAAAGUUUUGAAGUAGUUUGAUCAUUGAUUAGUUGCGAAAUAAUAAUUGCUGCACUUCGCUUUUGAUGAGUAGAUGAAUCAGCGAUAAUGUCCACUCUAUAAAUGGCCCUACAGAGUAUUUAGGGAAGAUGCCACGGAUCGUUUCAGCCCUUGCAUCAACGAUCUAAAAAUCCCUGCGUAACAAACGUGUGAAUGAUUCUGAAUGCAGCCCGACCCUUCUGAUGUCGGCCUCGCCGCCUCCUCCGUGCGCCAUCCCAUGAUUCAUUGCUGCUGAAUAAUGAACACUCCUCAGGGAGGCGUCUUCAUCUUCUUCUUUGCGCUGCGCUUUCAUCUUCCCCCUUUCCACAGCUCACGCUGUUUCUCACUUUUGCCGCCAUUUUUUUCCCUUCAACGUCGCCACCUCAUUUUCCUUUCCCAGCUCAGUUUCUCUUCUUAAACGGCAGCGUUAGGAGCUCAUAUCAGUAUUUUAUCAUGUGUAUUUUGCUUUUUAUGGGAAGUGUUUUUCGUCUAUUCAGGGCACGUGUCAAACUCAAGGCCCCGGGGCCAGGUGCAUUUUUUUGUGGCCUACUAAAGCAAAUCAUGUGUGUCAAAUUCAUGUUUUUUUGGUAAAUCAAUUUGUUCUUUCCCGUUUGGGUAUAAAAUCUUGACGGUAAAAUGCCAUUUUUAAUCACAUUUUUACAGAUGUUAGAAUUUUCAAUCGCCGAACCACAACUGUGCAGGGGCUCACUUUCAUAACUAUAAAAUGCAGGAGCAAUUGUGUGCGCAACAUACACUUGAUAUCAUUUUACAGUCAUGAAAUGUGUUUGACACACCCGAUUUUGUGAUCAGAAAACAUACUUCAAUUCUUUUUUUCUCUUCAUUUUACACCAAAUUCAUCUCCAAACUAUCAUCCCAGUGGCUUGUGUGGAAGAGUGUUACAUCAAUUUUGGAACAAAUCUGACGAAAAUCAGCAUUUUUUUUUCCCUCCCGCUGCACUGGCUUUGUUGGUGUGGCCUGAAGCUGUAAUCCUGCACUGAGAAUGUUCCUGGCACAAGUGUCCGGCGUGUGGUGGAUUUUCGUGUUUGGAACGACACUCCUGUUGUUGGGAAUGUGUUUCCUUCCUUCCUGCCAGCCCUUGCUACUGCUUUUUCACCCGUGGCACUCUGAAAAUGGGACAACAUGCACAAAAAUGAGAGAAAGACAUAUCUGCAGAUCGUUAAUGUACUAUUUUAUUUUCUACCUGUGACAUAAAACAACCACUUUUUGGAGUAAUUUGUGUUGUUUUAUAUCUUCUCUGAUAGAGUUCCUGACUCUGGAUGAAGUGUAAGAUAAACUAGUGCAGCAAAUGGAACAAAUGUUUGUGUGCCACUUGAGUUUUUCAAAUUGGGCUCAGUAUUGUUGCCAAGACUUCCAGAAGAGGUUUUCCUCUCUGGUGAUGUGCUGGAAAAGAAAGAUGCGUUGUACUUGCUGACUAAUGGACUAAAAACGUGUUUUUGUUUGUUUUUGCGUGUGCACGACCUCUUAAAUGAUUUGAGAAAAGGAUGCAUGAUAGGACCUCUUCAGGGGAUGCCCUCUGAUUGGCCUUAUUGGCUUUGAGUAAAGGAGCAGUCUUGUAAAAUGGACUUAAAAACACAUUUAAACACUAUUUUGGGGGCUGAUGGCUGCUGCAUCUGAGGUGUGAGUAUGUGUAUGUGUGUCUGAGUAAUAAGCUGAAAUAUUUUCCUCUUUUUAAAUUAUUGAUUGUACAGUUUCAACGCUGUGAGGGUUUGAAGAGACUUUUUCACAAAUAAACAGUUGAAUGUUCAAGUUAA
Hippocampus comes (tiger tail seahorse) is the source of this 4626-nucleotide messenger RNA. RefSeq names its product RAB40c, member RAS oncogene family (gene rab40c). Gene Ontology annotation, molecular function: GTP binding; GTPase activity. The transcript is spliced from 7 exons. Gene Ontology annotation, biological process: intracellular signal transduction. Bases 318 to 1157 code for a protein of 279 amino acids. NCBI's taxonomy places the organism in Eukaryota, Metazoa, Chordata, Actinopteri, Syngnathiformes, Syngnathidae. The record is from RefSeq and is a predicted model, not a curated record.